Messenger RNA from Rhizopus microsporus ATCC 52813, 369 nucleotides. RefSeq names its product ribosomal protein S1. NCBI's taxonomy places the organism in Eukaryota, Fungi, Mucoromycota, Mucoromycetes, Mucorales, Rhizopodaceae. Gene Ontology annotation, biological process: translation. The record is from RefSeq and is a predicted model, not a curated record. Gene Ontology annotation, cellular component: ribosome; cytosolic small ribosomal subunit. The transcript has 4 exons. Gene Ontology annotation, molecular function: structural constituent of ribosome. The coding region runs from base 1 to 369 and encodes 122 amino acids.
AUGUCCUACGUCGCUAAGAACACUACCGAAAAGCCUGGCCUUGAAGAACAAGAACAACCCAAGAUCCAUCGCAUCCGUAUUACCCUGUCUUCUCGCAAUGUUAAGAAUUUGGAAAAGGUUGCCUCUGAUCUUGUUCAACGUGCCAAAGAUAAGCAGCUCAAGGUAAAGGGCCCCGUUCGCCUUCCCACCAAGGUUCUUCGCAUCACCACUCGCAAGUCUCCUUGUGGUAACGGUUCCGAAACCUUUGACAAGUUUGAGAUGAAGAUUCACAAGCGCUUGAUUGACUUGCAUUCUCCUUCUGAAAUUGUCAAGCAAAUCACUUCCAUCUCCAUUGAACCCGGAGUUGAAGUUGAAGUUACCAUUGCUUAA